Molecule: messenger RNA, 2494 nt
Organism: Cyanistes caeruleus (blue tit)
Lineage: Eukaryota; Metazoa; Chordata; Aves; Passeriformes; Paridae
Source: RefSeq, a predicted model, not a curated record
AUGGGGGAGCAGACCACAGAAUUUAGCAAAUGGAACAAACCAGGUUUANAGCCAAAGAGCUGCCAUGCAAAGGGAACCAGCUGGUGCAUGAUAGCAAAGGCCCGAGCCUUUCCUGCACCGUGCCGGGUAUGCUGUAACCUAUGUUUUCCCCUUGCAGGACUAUUUCAGUAUUCAAAAACGUGUUCCUCAACGAGUGAUGCUGAGUGCACGUGCAAGGAGGGCUAUCGCUGCGGCGGGGAUGGCUGCACCUACUGCACCCGAAGCUGUGGCGUGGGCCAGGAGAGCACCAGGAACGGUUGCCAGACUUGCCGCAAUGGAACCUUUAAUGAUCAGCCCAAUGGCUCCUGUAAAAACUGGACAAUAUGCUCUGGAAACCAAGUCCUGGAACCUGGAACUCCAGCAAAAGAUGUCAUUUGCAAACACACUUCAGUUAAUCCCACUUUUGUCACUACUGUACCUACCACAUCUCUUGAAAUUCCAUUUUCUAUAACUGUGCCAGGGAAGACUGUUCAGACAGACAUGAUCAGGAUUUCUCUCGCUGUGGCUGGACUGUCGUGCAUAAUGUUUCUGCUGCCUUUGUGCAUCUGCUUCAGUGUCUGGCAGAAAAAGAAACUACACUCUGUCUUCAAGAAAAUGCACACACCUGAACAGUCAAUUCAGGAAGAUGAUGCCUGCAGCUGCCGCUUCCCUGAGGAAGAACAAGGUGAAUAUCAGGAUCCUGGCAAAUCCACAGAAUUAAGAGAUCUUCUGGUGAACUAGAAAUUGAACUAAGUGAGCCACAUUUGAAUUUUCUCUUAAAACACAGAACAAGAACCUGUUUAUGUAAAUAGAGUGGAUGUCAGCUUCUGAGUGUUAGAGCAGUAAAUAGCCAGGCACUGAGGAAAAAGUACUAUUUUUUAAUAUUUCUUUAAAAAAAUAAUAAAAAAAAAACUCCAAAAAAGUUUGCUGGUUUUCUUCCUCUAGGAGUAAGGAUAUUUCUAAGGAGUGGUUCUUGAUCUACAUGUAGAAAGAGGUACUGCAUUUAAUAGCUCCAAGUGCAGAAUAGUUUUCUGGUCCCUCAUUAAUGCUACCUGAGCCAUAAUUUACACGCACUCCAAAAGCAUUUGAAGCUAAAAAGGAGAUCUGUAACACAUUGCAGAGUCACUGGUGACACUCAUGGUACGUUUAGUACCAGCCACCCUCUUGGGUCUGGAGCCACAGCUCCUCCCAAAGUCUGGCCCAAACCCUUGGGAUUUGUGUGCAAAUACAGAUGGAGCUCAUUUGAUCCCAUCAGCCCUGGAGACAGAUCCCUGGCCUCACCACUGCACCCUCCUUACAUUUAGGGAAAAGGGAGCCAUAAAAUCUUGAGCUGCAAAGUGUUCCACAGCAGCAUCUGCUGUUGUGUUACACCAAUUGAGGGAGGCAGUGGAAACACUGAGAGAAGCUGUGGUUGACUUGAGCUUAGAAAUAGCUGUUACUGUGCAGCUGGACUGCAGCACCUUCAGCCCUACAUCAUUCAGCUUUGAUCUUUUAGGUGAUGUAAACUUUAUGUACUUUGCAGCUGUACGUGUGCUAUCUUUGUGGUGCUAUUUUUGUAACUGAGGUUGGAAAGAUUUUAACAUCAGACACUGUAUCUGUCUCUCUGAUCAAAUACUGUUAACUCUGGUCUUGAGAAAAAAGUUAAAAUGCACAUUUGAGUCACGGCAUUCGCAACACCAUUUUAACAAAACUCAUAUUUUAUGUCAGUAAAUACUAUUCAAAAAUAGAAUGAAAACACACCAAUAUGUGGAUUAAGGGUGAUUUCCCCCUCUCUGAUUUCAGUGCAAGAGAAAACUAUUUUGCAUUUGAACAGUGACAAGCUGUCUCUUCAUUCAGCAGGUUACAAUAGCAGAUUAUUUUCACCAAGCCAAACUUACACAUUUUAAUAAACUUACAUACAAGUAAAUAUAAAAUAGGAAGUUUAAAUAGUGAGAAAAUAAUAUUGUGAAGUCUUUAUUUUUACCCCUAGCUCAAGUCCUCUCUAGUGGUAUUUUCAACCAUGAGAACCGAGUGACUGUUACGUCAAAGUCACAAACUUGAAGGCAUGAAAAGCCACCAAACUAUUUAUAAAACUCUCUAUUUAUAAAUCAAAGAGUUACCUUUGCAGCAUUGACUAUAUCUUAGAACAAGAGAAAAAGAAUAGUUCUGCUUGUCAUCAAUUUCCAGUCCAAACAUAAGGUAGAGAAUUAAUUUACAUGUCCUGUAACUCAAAACAUUUGGUGUUUUCUUCUUGGAAAAAAAGACAUACCAGCUGGAAUUUUACAUUUUUUACUAGUAAAUUCUGCAUAUAGUUUGAAAUAUAUUUUGAAAUGCUUCAAAUAAAGUGCAAACCCCUUUUUCUUCUAUAAAUCUGUUUAGUGACCAGUGAGGACACAUUCCUCCAAAACUGGAGUUCUGGACUGCUUCAGGGGAUAGUCAUUCACAGAAGGCACAUUCUGAAUAAAAUGUUAGAAACAACCUUCCUUUCAAUCAAAAA